AUGGGCCCUGUUUUGGCCCGCUACGGGUUCACGCCCGACAAGAAAGGAAGCACCGAGCUCAGGGCAGUGAUCGCUGACCUGGCCAAUCAGAGCAAGGAGAUCAGGCUCAUGAAUACCGAGAUUCAGAAGCUUGUGAUCAGCAACUUCCCGGAUCUUCGUGGUGACAAGGUGCCGCUCCAGAAGUCGGGGACGCCAGGGAGCACCGCUGCCAGCACCGCCCCGCCAUCAGCCGAUGAAGAGGAGCCUUCCGGAGAAUCACCGGUCAGCGAUGGUUCGAGGCCCGAAGAAUGCGUGGGAGUUGUUGGGAGCCAGGCCUGUCGUAACAUCCCGCAAACGGAAGUUAAAGGGAGCCUGAUGAUUAGCCUAGGCAAUAGCCUUAGAUGCUGA
This is a messenger RNA of Symbiodinium necroappetens, 387 nucleotides long. The record is from the annotation of a GenBank genome assembly. NCBI's taxonomy places the organism in Eukaryota, Dinophyceae, Suessiales, Symbiodiniaceae.